This is a messenger RNA of Porites lobata, 3915 nucleotides long. Lineage: Eukaryota; Metazoa; Cnidaria; Anthozoa; Scleractinia; Poritidae. The record is from the annotation of a GenBank genome assembly.
UUGACAGAAUGUGGAAGGAAGACGUUUGGAUCUUCGCGCAUUGUGGGAGGCCAAGACGCAAGACCUCAUUCGUGGCCAUGGCAACUAUCCCUUCGCAUUUCCGGCGGGCACACUUGUGGUGCUUCACUGCUGAAUGAAAACUGGGCUUUGACGGCUGCACAUUGUGUUCGGGGUAACCCUUCACAAUACUCUCUUGUUCUCGGUACGUUUCGUUCGGGAAAUCCCAGUAGCCUGUGAAUACAUCCCUCUCUUCUCGCUCCUCGCUCCUCGUCUCUUCGCGCGAGAGACGAGACGUAGGGAACGUCUGUAGCUGCUGGGAGCUAGGAGAGACGUCUGAAUUCGAAGGUUGGGUUCCCGGGGAAGGAGGGUGCAUGGGUACUCUCACAUUAAAGACUAGGAGAGCGAUUUUCGUUUUACUUUGGAAUGAACGCACGAAUAAAAGCAAAACAAGUAACAAUAAGAAUUUGUUUGCUUUACUGAACAGGACGAGCCCGGCCCAAUUUUGGUUUGGCUAACACGUAACUUAUUCCCAGCUGAAGAAAGUUUGCUGGAAAGUAACUUGAGUAACUUGGGCUACCGAUUGGACAAUCGAACGAUACUUAUUUUUUCCAUCGUACAGUUUUCUUUGGCAAGAAAACGACGAGUCUAUCUGUUGUCUGCUAAUUGGCAAUUAUUGAAUGACGGCUGAGUAGGAUGCGAAGAAUUAUACAGAUCGAGGAGGAUCAUGUUAGAUCGAGGAGAUCCGCAUAAUUUUAAUGAUGAUCGAAAUCUGCAUACGAAAACCAAUUCAACAAUUGUUUUAUUAUUCAUUCAAAACAUCUCUAAGUUCUUUUUAAAAUAAGCUUUAAUACUUCCUCGAAGACUUUUUCCUAAACUUUGGGCUAUUUCCGGCAUGGCGGUUUCAGGAUAUGAACGGACGUUAUUAAUUUUUUUUUGCACAUACUCCUCAAAAAGGAGAUAACAUCCAUCAAGCAAAUGUUUUGCGUAUCUUGCAUUUCUUUCGUUCAGUUUUGUCUUCGGAUAGCCGUGAACGCCAUUUUUUAGUUCACUCCAGGCGGCCACGUCUGGAAAAGGGGUUGGUCGAUGGUCUUUUGCCCAAGCAGCCUUGUUUUUAGGCCUCUUUUAUACCAUCGAUCAACCUCGUUUUGCUAUCGAAUCGAUGGUAUAAUGUUCGCAUCUUCGAAAUUUUUGUCAACGCCGGUUGGUUGUGAAGAAUUAGCCGUGGGCUUUAAGCCAAUCAAAAAUGGCGAAAUAUUUUGAAUGUAUAAUAAAAAACAAGUAACGAACACCUGCGAAUCUCUUUUUCAAAGUCAAAUAAAUAUCGCUUUAUACAUUGUUAUACAGCUGUAGGUCUGUGCCGAAGAAUAAGGUAUAAUCUUUGAGGUGCUUAAUCUAUAAAUGGAGUAUUUUUCUGGCUUUUUGUUCCUUCGAUAGGGCUCCUUUAAAUCCGCUAAAAUCGCCUAAUCCUGGGACAUAAACUCCUAUCAAAAACUGAACUACUCGUGAAUAAAAAGUCGAUUGGUUUGUACGUGAGUGAGAUGACAAUCUCAAGGGGCACGUGUGAAACGUUUAUGUUCUUAGCUCAUUUUGACUUUAUCGGUGUUUGUUAUCGGGGGUAUAUAUAGAUAAAAUGAUCUGAGGGGAAACAAAAAUUAUUUCGAGUUAGCAGAAGACAACUGUAUAUCGUUAUACUUCCCAGGUAGCCUUCAGAUGUGGCUUUGGGACGUCUUUUUUUUUAGCUUAAAGCAGUUUUAAAAUUGACUAACGAGAAGGAAUUUCUUCUUUCAAAGGUGCUCAUGGUAGAAAUAAUGACGGCGACGUUUACAGAGUAUCACGUGUAAUCAUACAUCCUCAAUUCAGCGAGUCGAAUUUACGUAACGACAUAGCAGUAUUAAGACUGGAACGUCCAGCAAAUCUUAAUAGUAAAGUGGGAACCGUCUGUUUGCCAUCUCAAGGGUCGCGCGUCCCUCCAGGAACAAGAUGUUAUGUCACAGGUAUAUGCGCCCUGCUAUGGCUUGAUAGAUUGUGCUACAACCAGUUGCAAAAGUACUUGAGACAUUGUACCGUAUUUUGACUUAAAUGGCCUGUCCAUGAUCUCGUGCUGGUGAUCCCCCUCCACCCCUUAUCAAAGUUGCUAGCAAUACAAGACCAUGCACAAAACUUGGAGGAACAACGUUGAAUGGAAUGGAGGAGAGAGGUCAGUAUUAUAUCUCACAGACCUGUGGCUGGCUGCGAUUUGAAGCAAGAAAGGUCGUUUUUUCGUCGGAGUGUCUCAAAAUUUUUGCAGCUGGUUGUAACAUAGUCUUUGGCAUAAUUUGUCAUUACGAGCAUAAUUUUGAUGUAUUUCGCGAAAAAAGCACUGCUACAAUAAUUUGCACUUUUGGCUAGUUUUGCAGCACAAAACUGUCAUUUAUUGAUCAUGCAACCAAUUUUUUUGUUCCGAGUUAAGGGUUACGGGUAACGGAGCAACAAGUUUUUGUCUGCUUAGGAAGGACCCAGGACCUUUCCACAGGACUCAACGCAUGCGCAUAACUGACUAGCUUGGUUACCCAAGAUGGCCCCUGUGUCCUGGUUUUUUUCUUUGAAUUUUUAUAGUUUUCAGAGAAUGAAUUAUGCACUCUUACAGUUUUUAGGUGUAAAUAGGGUAAAUGUGUUGGCCAUUUACAUUUUUGUUACAUAGUUAUUGAGGAAUUGUAAACCAAAUUUGACGUAAAAAGUAGAAGCAUAAUUUCUGAAUAUUUUGCUAAAAUGAACAUAAUUUACAAAAACUAGCAUAAUUAUUGACAUAAUUAUAGAAAUGUACGAGCAAUGCUAGUAGCAUAUUGUGCUACUUUUAGUGUAAUCUAUCAAAGCCUAGCUAUGGAUAUCCGCUCCAGUUCUUCUGCCUCAGUCCUUCCCCAGUCGCUUGCGAUCACUUUUGAGGGGAUAUUUGAGUUGAUAGGGAGCUUAAGCAACAGCGGACACGUCAACCCGAAGUGGACUUUUUGCAUCAUUGGGUAGCAAUACAAAUUUGUUAGCGUCAAGGCAUAUAAAAAAGGAGAAGGCCUCACUUCCGGGUGACGAGCGUCGCUCAAAAACGUCUUUGCUUAAGCUUCCUACAUAAUAGGAAAGCGGGUGAGAGGAGAGUUUCCCUCUUUUUCUCUUUUUCCUUCCCAUCACUCCCCGCGCCGCUCAGACUCUGAGCUCGUUCCCAAUAUAGCUCUCAAGUUUCUCGUUUGUCCGUGGGUCGUGGCUAGAUGGAAUCACUCAGAAGGAGGUGAUCGAGGAGGACUAGAAACGAGAGUUGCUUUGGCAAUCUUCGGUUCGUGAGACAAGAUGGCACAUCUCGCGAUCAAUUUACGUCGUCGGACUAGCAGAAUUUAACAAUAAAGAACUUCGAACGGCAAGGGAAAUGUAUCUGAGAUUAUUUUAGAUUCCUCUGUUCCUUAAAAAUAAGGAAUCUUUCGAUAAUAAUAGCGUCAGGGAGCAUACACCUCAGAAUUGCCAUGCAGAGUGUUUUAGUUCUUAUUCCUUCUUUUGGACAAAUCAACGUUUCAAAAAUUGGUCUGAAAUCAAAAUCAAUAAAAGAAGUUAUGUUUUCAUUACAUUUAAACAGGAUGGGGGCGAAUCAACUCGAACAAUAAUGUAUUGGCAACAACCCUUAAACAAGCCAACGUCCCAGUGGUAAGCAACGCACAAUGUCGUCAGAGAAAUGGUGGAAUUGUGGAUGAGAAGUCUAUGGUUUGUGUCGGGGGUCAAGGAAGUAGCGUGUGUAUGGGCGACAGUGGUGGUCCCCUGUCGUGUCAGGAGAGUGGCAAGUGGGUUGUUCGUGGCGCGGCCUCUUGGGUUACGAGUAGAACGUGUCCCGGGAAUACUUAUUCUGUGUACGCUAGGGUUAGUUCUUAUGUAGACUGGAUCAAUAAGUACGUUCAAGGU